Molecule: messenger RNA, 1954 nt
Organism: Rhinichthys klamathensis goyatoka
Lineage: Eukaryota; Metazoa; Chordata; Actinopteri; Cypriniformes; Leuciscidae
Gene: golm2
Product: golgi membrane protein 2
Exons: 10
Coding region: 461-1942 (493 amino acids)
Source: RefSeq, a predicted model, not a curated record
ACACACAACUGAACGGUAACGUAAAUUCAGAAGUGUAUUUAUCGCACGAGCAUGACGGCAUAUCUGCAGAGAUGACCGUAACCAAAUAGAAAAUGCGUUAUUAUGUGCUGUAGGGUCAGGCGGAAGACGGAAAGCUGAUGGCUGUGUGCCGUUAGCUCGCAUCAGCUCUCAUAGGCCACGUCGCCUGUGUGUGUUGAUGUGUUUGAUCUACUGACAGUGGCGUUGCAUGAAUGCAAACAAGGAAAAGCGAGAAGUCGCCAACUGUGCGGAAGGGACACGGAGGAAUCGUCAAAGAAGUUGUAUCACCAACUUCAGGACAACUCAAGGUUGCUGUAAGCCAAAUGGGGAAGAACAUAUCUUUUUAGAUAACUUGACAGAGCAGUGACUACAUCACUCGUAUUUUAACCUACGGCGCUCACACAAAUCCAGAGGUCGUAAUCUGUGCGCCUGCUCGAUUACGAUGAUCGGCUUCAGUGCGAAUCGACGUGGAGGUCGCCUCCCUUCCUUUAUCCUGAUCGUAUUAUUGGUGAUUAUCGUAAUUUUGUCGUUUAACUACUGGAGCGUGUCCACUAAGCACGGGCGGCUGCUGGACGAGCUGGCCGAGGUGCAGACGCAGGUGAAGCGCACGGACGCGGCGCGCUCCCGCCUGGAGAAGAGAAACUCCGAGUUGAUGAUGCAGGUGGACACGCACCGGAAACAGAUCGACCAGAAGGACGGAGACUAUAGCGUGCUGGAGAGCAAACUGCAGGCCAGGGAUACGCUGGUCAAAUCAUGCACCGAUGAAAAGAAUAAGCUGCAGAAUGAUGUCAGCGCCCAGAUGUCUGAGAUUCACAGACUGAAAGAACAGGUAAAAGAGUUGAGACAGGAGAUCAUCCGACAGGAAGACCAGCUGAGGGAAGUGCGGAAAAACAGCACCAAUCUGGAGAAGAAGCUGGAAUAUGAGAGCUUGCAGUGUGGCAGACAAAUCACAGAGCUGAAGGCAGAAUAUGAGGAGAGCAAGAAAAGAGUGGAAGAAGAGGCAGCAAAACUCAGACAGAGUUUAUUAGAGAAUCGUAAAGCAGAUGCAGGGGAUCGGCAGAUGGAGGUGGAUCUUGAUCAGUCCAACAAAAGAAAAGAGGACACCGCAGAGCGCCACACAGUGGCUGCACAGCGAAAUGAUGGCCCAGUUCCUAAAGAUGAUAUGGUUAAACCUGGUAGCGAUGCUGGCAUGCCUGGCAUUGAGGACAGUGAAGUGGGCAAGAUAGAAGAUGGACAGUUUGCCUUAAAGAAGCCAGCCAUCACGCCGCAAAAACACAUGGAGCCGGCGGAGGCUGCGGCACUGCUGAAGGAGGAGAGGGCAGGGUUUGGAGCUGGAGCCGGUGCCAGACCAGGGGAUGAUUUGGCCCAUGGGCAACCGCUGGACCGACCAGACAUACCCCAUGAUGAAAACCUGCGUUUGGGGAACCAUGACGUCCCUGUGCUGCAGCAGGUUCCAAAAGCAGUGGCUGACAACCCCAUGCUGUUUGACGAGGAUAAUAAAGCAGGCAUGAAGGCAGAUGAGUUUGGGGAGCAGCGCAGACAGCUGGGAGCUGAAGGCUUGAAGGCAGAGGGAGUUGUACUUCCUCCUCCUCCUAACCCGGCUCAGGUUCUUCCCAAACCCAUUGACCUGCACAAUGGCAGAGAACCUGUGCACGCUGACCCCCCGCGUCACCGUCAGAGCCGUUUCUUUGAUGAAAAUGAGUCCCCUGUAGAUCCGCAACACGGCAAUAAGCUAGCGGACUAUAACGGGGAUGAUGGCAACGUAGGUGAGUAUGAGGCGGACAAGCAGGCUGAGCUGGCCUACAAUGAGGAAGAGGAUGGUGAUGGUGGGGAGGAAGACGUCCAAGACGAUGAAGACCGGGAAGCUCCAGGUGAAAGGGCUGUGGAUUACGGAAAGCGACAUCAAGCCAUUGAUGUGCUGUAGUCCCGUCCCGUC